Messenger RNA from Pseudoliparis swirei, 3006 nucleotides. RefSeq lists its product as uncharacterized. Gene Ontology annotation, biological process: interleukin-15-mediated signaling pathway; positive regulation of ERK1 and ERK2 cascade; T cell activation. The transcript has 5 exons. Lineage: Eukaryota; Metazoa; Chordata; Actinopteri; Perciformes; Liparidae. Gene Ontology annotation, molecular function: MHC class II protein binding; protein tyrosine kinase binding. Gene Ontology annotation, cellular component: external side of plasma membrane; membrane raft. The coding region runs from base 1476 to 2552 and encodes 358 amino acids. The record is from RefSeq and is a predicted model, not a curated record.
UUCUAGUGGUGUGUGUGUGUGUGUGUGUGUGUGUGUGUGUGUGUCAAACUGUCAUAAGGAAUGAUGUCAUUGAGCAACUGGGUGUGACGAUGCGAUGCAGGAAAUGAGAGGCUUAAUGUCCUGCAGGUCCUUCUGGAGCAGAACUACCACGGAGGCCAUCUUUAGUCCUUCGCCUGCCUGUCAGUCUGCAGUCAGAGUUGUCGCAGUAAUACCGUCAUAGAUCUGGUCACACAUCCUUUCAAUUUGUCCUGUGACCAAUACUUUUAAAAACGGAUACACACUAAAGCAUCUCCCAAAGAAAUGUGGCCCUUUCCCGCUAUGAACCACACAAAAGAAUUGCGCAACUCAGACUCCAGAGAAUCCCUCAAUUCUAGUAUUGUCCACUCGGACGUACAAUCCAUUCACUCAAACCAAUAUGGGAACAAUCAUACGAUCAAGCAUUUUAACACGAGCGUCACAAAUACUCACGCAGACCAAUGAUGAUGGUUAAUCAGCCCCAGCUGAGGUUAAUCCGUCUGUGUGGGAAUCCCUCAAUUCUAGUAUUGUCCACUAGGACGUACAAUCCAUUCACUCAAACGAACAUGGGAACCAUCAUACGAUCAAGCAUUUUAACACGAGCGUUACAAAUACUCACGCAGACCAAUGAUGAUGGUUAAUCAGCCCCAGCUGAGGUUAAUCUGUCUGUGUGUGCGUAUCUCUUCCCAAUAAAGAGCAGUAGGAACCAAGACGCUGCCGGAGGAGCGGGAGGUGGAAGGUCUCAUUCAGUCGCCAGAACAUUACAUGUCAAAUAAAAGGUUUUGUUAGCCACAACAAUCCGUGUUGCUGCUUCUGCUCAGUCCGAGACUCACGGGAUAACCGAGAAAGCCGUCACGGUCCUAUUAUCCAGCUUAAAUUAACCCGAUGAUUGAAAUCAGGCUAUCUCGGUUUCUCAAAGGCUGAUCCGCCCUCAAACUAUCUUGUUAAUUCCAACCAGACGUCAGACCUCAAAAGGGGAAAGCGUCGAUCACCGAAAACAUGAUUUACUAACAAGACAAAGACAAAUAAACUGAGAGGAAAAGCCUCUUUUUUUCUCCGCUGACGAACAGGAGAUGAUCAUGAACGCAUAUGAGGAAUUCCAGACCAUAAUCAUGGAGCUUCUAACACCGCUGUGAGGGCUAGACAAGAAGCACGGCGACAUAUCAGACGAGUUAAAUAGGUAAUGCUGCGUUCACACCAAUAUGCACAAAGUAUAAAUCGGCCUAACUGUGUCGUUAUUCGUAUAAGUAGAAGUUUAACCCCAUUAAGUCAACCAGGGACGAGCGAGUAAAAAGCCUCUUUUCUAACUCUGAUGAACUCAUCUCUCCUGUUACACCAGUGAACCCGUCAGUUCUUUUGUUCUUUAAACCCAAACUACAAUCUUUGCCUUCCUGUGAAGACGGAAGUUUAUUUUUUAGAGGCCGUCAGCAUGUAAUGAGCGGAUUGGAGGCUCGUUGGAGAUGAACUGCUUCUCACCUGGAAAGCAGACGAGAGCAGCGGCAUCAUCAGGGGCCGUCGACAAAGGACUGCGGUUACUUCGGAGAGUUUUCAGCGGCCUUCAAAGAACACACAGGAAGUCACAGAGACAACGACUUCCUGCUCGAUCCGAUCCGUGGGCUACUCUACGAGAGAGGAGAGGAGCGAUGGCUGAGCUCAGAUGGAUUAAAGCCUCUUGGUUUCUGGUUCUGGUGCUUCAGUUUACAGCAGCAGCAACAGGACAAGAUUACGACUCCUUCACUGUCAGAGAUGGAGAUGAAGUCUCUUUGCCUUGUUUCAAUGUGAUGGAUGAUCAGAAGAACUGUGACUCUACUGUUUGGAUCUUUGAUGAUUUCAAGAGAACAGUAGCAGUGUAUCCGGUUAAAGAUGGGCAGAUUGUUGCUGAAGCCAAAGAUAAAUCAGACAGACUGAGUGUUUCAGAGAAUUGUUCUCUGGUUAUAAAGAAGGUCACCGAUGAAGAUGUUGGUCAGUAUGCGUGCAUACAGUACAGAUCAGGACAACAACAAGUUCAAGAUGCUAAGGUUAUUCUGUCUGUUGUGACCAUUCCUCUUCUUUCUCUCACAACGUCUCCAUCUUCCCCAGUGACUGAACACAAGGACUCUGAGGAGGUGAUCUGCUCCUUGUCCACAUAUAGAACUUGUACACACAAAGUGAAGUGGAUGAUUGAGGAAGAAGAGGUGGAGGAAGACCACCAAGACGUGAUGACAUCACAGUCUUCCUGCUCCGCCUCUCUGAAGGUGAAGUCUGGUUCCUUUAACACAUUGAGGUUUAAUUCAUGGAUGUGUGAAGUGACCGUUGGCGACCAAGUGCAGAAGUUUAUGUUCAGAAAUCCUCCUUCAGGUGAUAAAACAGGUGAAAACACAACAACAACAACAACAACUGAAGAUGACACUAUUUCAGGCUGGUGGAGGGUCAUCUUGGUGCCGGUUGGGUUAGCAGCUCUCAUCAUAAUAGUUGUGGCCGUCAACAUCUGGGCAAGAAUGAAAGGUGAAGAACAUCCACAUAUUAAAGCUCAUGAAAGAGGAUUUUACUGGAACUAAAGUCGACUCUUUCUUUUGUCUCUUCAGAGAAGAAACCUCCGGAAUGAAAUUGAAAACUCCAAAGAAUUUUUUGUGUGUACAUUUCUGAGAAUAUCUUUCAGAUGGAAAUCCUGCUUGUUGAGAAAAGAGUUUAAUGAUCUGUUCCUGCAUGAGUUGUGAACAUGUUUCUCACCUGUUCACGACACAGCAGCUGAUCUUAACUUCAUUUAACAGGAAGGAACAUUUAACUCUGAACUUCCUUUUUUUGUCUUCCAGCUGAACAUUUCACAGCUGAUCUUAACAUUUACUGUUUUAUAGGAUAACUCCUUUUAAUCCACUUUCAUUCAGCAUUCACAUGUCUGUGAGGGUGUGCCUGUGUUCCAAUGGCUGUUCAGCCUCAAUGGAGUCAGCACCUCUUCUCUUAAUGUAAUAUCUGAUAACUAUAAGAUCUGCAAAUAAAGAGAGUUGUUUUCUA